Molecule: messenger RNA, 1919 nt
Organism: Spea bombifrons (plains spadefoot toad)
Lineage: Eukaryota; Metazoa; Chordata; Amphibia; Anura; Pelobatidae
Product: complement component C9-like
Exons: 11
Coding region: 41-1807 (588 amino acids)
Biological process (GO): immune response
Cellular component (GO): membrane attack complex
Molecular function (GO): protein binding
Source: RefSeq, a predicted model, not a curated record
GAACAAGUGAAUAUUUUCUCCAGACCCUUCACCAACCACCAUGUCAAUCAACAUUUUACAUUAUGUACUUGGAGUGACUUCUGCAUUGUGCAUUUUGAAAUCCGGUGUUUUCACCUCAGGGGACACAAGCCUGGACACAGAAGUUAAUGCCCCGCCACCAAUUGACUGUGAGCUGAGUAGUUGGGGCAAGUGGAGUGAAUGUGAUCCCUGCACUAAACUACGGUAUCGUUCACGGAGCAUUGUGAAGUUUGGCCAGUAUGGCGGAAGGCCUUGUCGGCAUUCAUUGGGUGACAGCCAAUCCUGCAAGCCUGACAAAAUAUGUGAGGAACGAUCUGUUGACUGCGGGAAUGAUUUUGAAUGUGAAUCGGGUAGAUGUAUUAAGACGCGCUUACUGUGUAAUGGUGAUAACGACUGCGGUGACCAUUCUGAUGAACUAUGUGAGGAUGGACAAGAUCCAAAGUCACCCUGUCGCAACAUGGACAUUGAACUGUCUGAGCUCGGGCGAACUGCUGGGGAUGGUUUGAACAUCUUAGGCAUGGACACAUUGAGGAACCCUUUUGACAAUGAAUAUUUUAAUGGUAUUUGUGAUAGAGUUCGUGAUGGUAAUACCAAAACAUAUUAUCGCAAACCAUGGAAUGUUGCUGCUUUGGUGUAUCAGACUAGAUCUGAUAAAUCAUUUACCACUGAAACCUUUGAGGAUGCUAAAGAUGUGAUCCAUAGGAUUUCUGAAGAAAAGACCAGUGAAUUUGAAGCAUCGCUGUCUUUGAAAGUGACGCCCACUGAAAUAAACAAUGACUCUGUAAAUAUCACAGGAAAGUUGGGGAUAAAUACAUCUAGAAAUGAAAGCCUUAGCAACCUCAAAAAGUACGAAGAAAAUAAGACAAAAACAUUCUUCAAAGUGUCCGGAUCUCUUCAAUUAGCAACAUUUCAGAUGAGAACGAGAAGUCCUAUGUUAUCAAUUUCUUUUCUCGAAGAUUUAAGAAGUCUUCCAACUUCUUAUGAAAAAGCAGAUUAUUUUUCUUUUCUGGAAAUGUACGGAACCCAUUACACAGUUUCUGGAAAGCUUGGGGGAAAAUUUGAGCUUGUUUAUGUGUUGGAUUCCAGUGUAAUGAAAAACCAAGCUAUCACUACAGAAGAUGUAAAGGACUGUCUUGGAUUUAACCUUGAUGCAAACGUCGCCAGUCAAGGAGUCGAUCUCAAAGCUGAAAUAAAGAAUCCUAAAUGCACACAAAACAACCAAUAUGAUGAAAAUAACCCAAUAAAAAAAUCUGUGAUUACUGACGUCAUCAGUUUUGUUGAGGGAGGAACAGUGCAAGCUGCAAUACUUCUUGAUGAAAAGCAGAAAAAACAGGACGUUGAUGUAGAAGACUUUGUAAACUGGGCCUCGUCCAUAGUCGAUGCACCGGUUGUGAUAAAACAAAAGCCAGCUCCAAUUUACAACCUAAUUCCUCCUGAAAUGUUUAAUGCCUAUACAAAGACACGGAACUUAGAACGAGCAAUUGAAGAUUAUCUCGAUGAACACAGUGUGUGCAAGUGUCAGCCUUGUCAAAAUGGCGGCACAGUGAUGGUUAUUGACGGCAUCUGCCUGUGUAAAUGUCCUAUACGUUAUACCGGUGUGGCCUGCCAGACACCAAAAUCAGAACUGUAUGAAAGAGAAAGUGCAGUGCAUGGAAACUGGGGGUGCUGGUCACCUGUAUCAUCAUGCACCAACGGAGAAAUCAAACUAAGUCGCACGUGUGAUAACCCUGCACCUCAAAAUGGGGGUAGACCAUGUGCAGGAGACAACACAAGAACUUUGCCAUGUUAGUAAUGCUAUGGAGAAACUUUGUGAUAAAAGCAAGUGGGAAAAAAUGAAGCACUAAACAAAACAAUAAAAAAAUGAAAUGUGAAGUAAUUAAAGGAAGAAUGAAACAGCAAAA